Molecule: messenger RNA, 123 nt
Organism: Racocetra persica
Lineage: Eukaryota; Fungi; Glomeromycota; Glomeromycetes; Diversisporales; Gigasporaceae
Source: the annotation of a GenBank genome assembly
ACCUUUGAACUUCCUGUACAAAUAUGUCUUUUCUUGGUGUUACUGCCACUAGAUCGACAAAGAUUGGAACCUUAUAAAGAUAUUAGUCGAUAUGUGCAUGCUACCACACCCACAUACUGGUGA